AUGGGAAGCACUAAGGAAACCUUUGUGUUUUUAGCUUUGAUCUCUCUGUUAUCUUCUCUUUCGUAUUCAUUGCCUCUUUCAACUAGAGGGAGAUGGAUUGUGGAUUCGGCCACCGGACGUCGUGUGAAGCUUGUGUGCGUGAAUUGGCCUUCCCACACGCAGAGCAUGCUUAUUGAAGGGCUUGACCGCAGGCCGUUGAAAGACCUUGCUGAUGAGGCGGUUAGGUUGAGGUUCAAUUGUGUUCGACUCACGUACGCUACUCAUAUGUUUACUCGCUAUGCUAAUAGGACGAUUGAAGAGAACUUUGACCUUCUUGAUCUGAAAGCUUCCAAGGCCGGGUUGGCUUUGCAUAAUCCGUUUGUUUUGAACAUGACCAUUUUCGAAGCAUAUGAAGCUGCAGUUGAUGUGCUUGGUGCAAGUGGUUUGAUGGUGAUUGCUGACAAUCAUAUUAGCCAACCAAGAUGGUGCUGCUCUCUUGACGAUGGAAAUGGUUUCUUUGGAGAUCGUUAUUUUGACCCAGAAGAAUGGUUGGAAGGUCUUCGUUUAGUAGCUCGACACUUUCACAACAAAUCAAGUGUGGUGGGCAUGAGUCUACGAAACGAACUCCGAGGAGCAAGAUCAAACCCGAAAGAUUGGAACAAGCACAUAACACGAGGUGCAAGAGCGAUCCACACCAUAAACCCAAAUGCCCUCGUGAUCAUCUCGGGCCUAAACUACGACAACGACUUAAGAUGCCAAACCCAAGCCCCCUUACCCCUAGGCAACCUCCACAACAAGCUAGUGUUGGAGGUGCACUUAUAUUCCUUCAGUGGGGACUCCCAAGCAAAGUUCACCCAGAACCCACUCAACAAAAUCUGCUCCAAGGUGAUGAAUGGGUUCGUGGAGAGGGCUGGGUUCGUGGUGGAAGGGGAAAGGGCAGUGCCUUUGCUGGUGAGUGAGUUUGGGAUGGACCAGAGGGAGAGUGGGAAUGAGGCUGAUGACAGGUUUAUGAGCUGCUUUGGGGCUUAUCUGGCGAGGAUGGAUUUGGACUGGGCGGUGUGGGGAUGGCAAGGGAGUUAUUAUUAUAGGCAGGGGCAGGCUCGGCCUAGGGAAGUGUUUGGGGUCUUGAAUUAUGAUUGGAGUGGUGUCAGAAACCCUAGGUUUUCUCAGAGGUUUCAGCUCUUGCAAACCAUGUUGCAAGAUCCAAAUUCGUAUUCACCAAACUCUUACCUAAUGUAUCAUCCACAAAGUGGGCAAUGUGUCCAAGCGGAAGGCAAUAGUAAGGAAAUCUAUAUGAACAACUGCUCCCAUGCAAGCCAAUGGAGCCAUGAAGGAGAUGGGACGCCAAUCAGGUUGAAGGAUAGUGGUUUAUGCCUAAGAGCAAGUGGAUAUGGCCUUAAGCCAUCGCUGUCAACUGAGUGCCUGUAUAAACACAGUGGUUGGAGAGCCAUUUCUGACUCAAAGCUUCAUUUGGCCACAUUGGCUCCAAAUGGGAAUGGUAAUGGUAAUUUGUGUUUGGAGAGAGAGAGCUCAAAUUCAACAAGGAUUGUGAUGGGCAGGUGUAUUUGUGUUGGGGACGACUCAAGUUGCCUACAUGACACUCAGGCUCAAUGGUUUCAACUGGUUGUCACAAAUACUUUGUAAUGCGUUACGUUUGUCAUGUGAAUGCAGUAAUAUAAUAAUGAUAGAACAAUAUAUGUGAUAUGUAUUACAUUUUGAAUCGAAGUAACUAUAUAUCAUUUCUUUCUUUUAA
Momordica charantia (bitter melon) is the source of this 1732-nucleotide messenger RNA. Its product is annotated as glycosyl hydrolase 5 family protein. NCBI's taxonomy places the organism in Eukaryota, Viridiplantae, Streptophyta, Magnoliopsida, Cucurbitales, Cucurbitaceae. Gene Ontology annotation, biological process: polysaccharide catabolic process. The record is from RefSeq and is a predicted model, not a curated record. Gene Ontology annotation, molecular function: hydrolase activity, hydrolyzing O-glycosyl compounds.